Messenger RNA from Drosophila obscura, 1053 nucleotides. RefSeq names its product nucleic acid dioxygenase ALKBH1 (gene AlkB). Gene Ontology annotation, molecular function: ferrous iron binding; oxidative RNA demethylase activity; broad specificity oxidative DNA demethylase activity. Bases 20 to 970 code for a protein of 316 amino acids. Gene Ontology annotation, biological process: oxidative RNA demethylation. The record is from RefSeq and is a predicted model, not a curated record. NCBI's taxonomy places the organism in Eukaryota, Metazoa, Arthropoda, Insecta, Diptera, Drosophilidae. The transcript is spliced from 4 exons. Gene Ontology annotation, cellular component: nucleus; cytoplasm.
UGGCACAUCUUUAUAUUGUAUGGACCAAAACUAUGGACCGCCUACAGGCGGCUUUGGGAAGCUAGGACAAAAAAAAAAUGCGUCGGGCUUGUUGCUCGGUGGAAAAAAAAAGUUACCUGCUGGACUAAAACCGCUAAAUGUUUGGCGCUCUUAUACUAUUGAUAAUCAUCCGGGAUUAUUGGUUAUACGAAACCCGUUUACAGAGCGCGGUCAGCGUUAUUGGAUUGCUCGCUGUCUGCGAGACUAUCCGAGAGCACCAAACAAGGUUAAUUUGAAUGAAAGACUGUUCCCAGGUUCCGCUAGAUCAGACUGGUGGAAAGAAAUCCAUCAAUGUGAUAAUAUCAUUGAGAUGCAGCGACUAAAAGUAGCAAUGCGUUGGACAACAUUUGGUUAUCAUCAUAAUUGGGAAACCAAGAUUUACGACGAGUCUAUGCAUUCACCAUUUCCAAAUGAUCUAAACAGCAUUUGUACAUUUUUUUCAUCUAUUUUGGGCUUCCAAAAUUUUAAAGCGGAAGCUGCUAUUGUCAAUUACUACCCGAUAGGCACAAGUCUUUCUGGUCACACAGAUCAUUCUGAACCUAAUCAUUCUGCUCCAUUGUUUUCUUUUAGCUUUGGACAGACUGCAAUAUUUCUUAUCGGUGGAAAAACUAACGAUGAAAUACCAACCGCACUAUAUAUCCAUAGUGGUGACGUUUUAAUAAUGUCAGAGGAAUCCCGUCUCUGCUAUCACGCAGUGCCACGUAUUAUCAAAACACAAAUAUCAUGGACUUCUGAACUGUCGAUUAAAGACAUAGAAAUUGAAAAACUCAAAGACAACUUUUUGGACAUUGCCUUGUUUCAAAAAGUGGGCGACAGGAAUUUCUGGCAACCUUUUUCAUGUUAUCUUGAUGAUUCACGAAUUAAUAUUAAUGUACGACAAGUUUUCAAAUCAGGCGAAAGUACUCUCUCAAAAAAAAAUACUAAUUUAUAAUAUAAAUUCAAUAUAUUGUAUUUAAACGCUUGCAGAUUCUUUUUAAUAUAUCUUAACAACGUAAACAAGCAAUAACCUUAGAC